Brassica oleracea var. oleracea is the source of this 1279-nucleotide messenger RNA. RefSeq lists its product as uncharacterized. The coding region runs from base 182 to 1120 and encodes 312 amino acids. Gene Ontology annotation, molecular function: zinc ion binding. The record is from RefSeq and is a predicted model, not a curated record. The transcript has 3 exons. NCBI's taxonomy places the organism in Eukaryota, Viridiplantae, Streptophyta, Magnoliopsida, Brassicales, Brassicaceae.
UUUUUCGUCCUCCUUAAGCCCUUUUCCAGUUUUGUCUCUCUCUCCACUUCUGUAAGCUUCUUACAUCCUCACACGAUCUCUUUUUUUUUUUUUCCGACAGACCACAAAUUCAGACAUCGGAGACGCUAAUUUUGUUUCAUUUCAAUUCGAAUCCUUUCGAUCUCUCUCCAAUUGAUCAAUAAUGCACGGUGAAGUACAAUUACAGCAACCAGAUUCCCAGAAGCUCAGUGAUUCCGCUCCCUUAUUAGGAACCUCUCCAUCAUCGUCUUCUUCUUCCGAUCACGAGAUAAACGCUGAAGAAGAUUUGGAGAGUGGUGGCGAUUCCGCUUCAGCCCCUUGCUGUCGCAUCUGUCUAGAGAACGAUAGUGAUCUGUUAGAGGAUGAAUUGAUAUCGCCGUGUAUGUGCAAAGGCACUCAGCAAUUCGUGCAUCGCUCGUGUUUAGAUCAUUGGCGUUCGGUCAAGGAAGGGUUUGCCUUCUCUCACUGUACUACUUGCAAAGCUCAGUUUCACCUCCGUGUUGAGCCCUUUGAAGAUAACAACUCUUGGCGGAGGAAAGUUAAGUUUAGACUGUUUGUCGCUAGGGAUGUGCUUUUGGUCUUCUUAGCUGUGCAGACUGUUAUUGCUGUGAUGGCUGGACUUGCAUACAUGAUGGAUAAAGACGGAGAGUUUCGCAACUCUUUCAAUGAUGAUUGGGAUCGUAUAUUGUCUAAACAUCCCAUCCCCUUCUACUAUUGCAUCGGGGUUGUGACCUUCUUUGUGCUGACUGGGUUUCUUGGCCUCGUUCUACACUGCUCUUCUCUCAACGGUAAUGACCCGAGGAUGGCUGGGUGUCAGAACUGCUGCUACGGAUGGGGGAUCUUGGAUUGUUUCCCUGCGUCAAUGGAAGCUUGUUUCGCUCUUGUUGUUGUCUUUGUUGUUAUAUUUGCGAUUCUUGGUUUAGCGUAUGGGUUUCUUGCUGCGACUAUGGCUAUUCAGAGGAUAUGGCAGAGGCAUUACCAUAUCCUCACUAAGCGAGAGCUCACAAAGGAGUAUAUUGUGGAGGAUCUUCAUGGAUGUUACACUCCCCCGAAGCUUGAUGCUGAGCACGAAGGAAGACUCAAAAUGCUGAAACUUAUGUGACAGUUCUUUGAGGUGGAAAUAAAAGGUUAUAUAGAGUUUGUUCAUGAAUGUCUUUUUAUUACGUGGUUAUAAUAAGUAAUGAAGUACGUUGUAUUUCUCUAUAUAUAUGUAUGAGAUGAAGCAACACUACUGCUUUAGUAGUGAGAACUGAGAACUGAA